Messenger RNA from Anneissia japonica, 321 nucleotides. RefSeq names its product alpha-1,3-mannosyl-glycoprotein 4-beta-N-acetylglucosaminyltransferase B-like. The record is from RefSeq and is a predicted model, not a curated record. The annotation marks the transcript as partial. Lineage: Eukaryota; Metazoa; Echinodermata; Crinoidea; Comatulida; Comatulidae. The transcript has 2 exons.
GUGAAGAUAGUAGAUCUUUACGAAUGGAAUAUGACGAGAAGGUGAAGGAUUUAGAUGGGCGCUUGCAAGAAACACUCAAACUUCAUGAAGCCCGCAAAAUUGAAAUAUAUCAUCUGCAACGGCAGGUAGUUCGCGCAUUAGAAGAACAAAAAAAUAUCAGCGCCUCUCUUCGUGAUGGUGGUGGCGUAAAGCGGACGCUUUCAGGUCUGAGCGGCAAUUCACAGUUACAUUUACCGUCUGCAUUAAGUUAUUUACCACACAUCAAUGGUAAGCCUGAGAGCCUUCAGCCUGCAUUUCAACUCUCACAGGGCAUUUCUGGAG